Molecule: messenger RNA, 1682 nt
Organism: Microplitis demolitor
Lineage: Eukaryota; Metazoa; Arthropoda; Insecta; Hymenoptera; Braconidae
Gene: SerRS
Product: serine--tRNA ligase, cytoplasmic
Exons: 3
Coding region: 99-1574 (491 amino acids)
Biological process (GO): seryl-tRNA aminoacylation
Cellular component (GO): cytosol
Molecular function (GO): tRNA binding; serine-tRNA ligase activity; ATP binding
Source: RefSeq, a predicted model, not a curated record
UCGAAUAACUUUCUAUCCACGUGUGGACGAUAAAGUAAAAUAUAAUUUUCAAUUAAAAUAAUUAAUUAAGUGUAUAAAAAUUAAAUAAAUAAAUAAAAAUGGUGUUAGACUUGGAUUUGUUCCGUGAAGACAAAGGGUCGAAUGUUGAAUUAGUUAGAGAAAACCAGCGCAAAAGAUUCAAAGAUGUUGGUCUUGUCGAGUUAGUUAUUGAAAAAGAUAAAAUUUGGCGUCAAUGCCGUCACCGUGCUGACAAUUACAAUAAAUUAAAAAAUUUAUGUUCGAAAAUAAUUGGAGAUAAAAUGAAAAAUAAGGAAGCUAUUGGAGAUGACGAUACACUUCCUGAUAAUAUAAUUAAUGACUUGGAGUCGAUUAAUACUGAUAACCUCAAAGAGCUGACGGUCUUUAAGAUUAAAAAAAUCCGUAGUCUCAUUGACGAGGCGAUUAUCAAGAAUGAGGAUGAGUUGAAGAAAGUUGAACAGGAUCGUAAUUCUGCUUUGCGAGAAGUCGGCAAUCAUUUGGAUGCUUCCGUUCCUGUUAGUAAUGAUGAAGAGGAAAAUAAAAUUGAAAGAACAUAUGGAAAUAUAACGGAACAAAAAAAAUAUUCUCACUAUGAUCUGAUCCACAUGAUCGACGGGAUGGACGGAAUACGUGGAGCUGCGGUAUCUGGAGGCCGUGGUUAUUUUCUGACGGGUCCUGCUGUUUUUUUGGAGCACGCAUUGAUACAGCUCGCUUUACGUAAAUUAGAUGCAAAGGGUUACAAACCUCUGUACACUCCAUUUUUUAUGCGCAAAGAUGCAAUGCAAGAAGUUGCUCAGCUGGCCCAAUUCGACGAGGAACUUUACAAAGUUAUUGGUAAGGGCGACAAUGACAGCAAAGAAACAGAAGAAAAAUAUUUAAUUGCAACUUCUGAGCAACCAAUUGCCGCUUUUCAUCGGAAUGAGUGGAUACCCGAGAGUGAGUUGCCCAUCAGAUACGCGGGAUUUUCGACCUGUUUUCGUCAAGAAGUCGGUUCUCAUGGUCGUGAUACCCGGGGAAUUUUCCGCGUCCAUCAGUUUGAAAAAGUUGAACAGUUUUGUUUGACUUCUCCUCAUGACAAUAAGUCAUGGGAAAUGAUGGACGAGAUGAUAGCUAAUGCCGAGGAAUUUUAUCAAGAUCUGGGAAUUCCCUACAGAGUUGUUAAUAUUGUUUCUGGUGCAUUGAAUCAUGCUGCAUCAAAAAAAUUAGAUCUUGAAGCAUGGUUUCCUGGUUCUAAAGCAUUCAGAGAGCUGGUAUCUUGUAGUAAUUGUCUUGAUUAUCAAGCAAGACGUUUACUCGUACGUUAUGGGCAAACUAAAAAGAUGAACACAGCUGUCGAUUACGUCCAUAUGUUAAAUGCAACAAUGUGUGCAACAACACGUGUCAUUUGCGCAAUAUUGGAGGUCAAUCAAACAGAGACUGGAAUUAAGAUACCACCAGCACUCGCGGCACUUAUGCCCGAUAAAUAUCGAGAUGAGAUUCCAUUUGUAAAACCAGCUCCGAUUGACGAAGCCGAGUCGAAAAAACAGAAAAAACAACGAGAAAAUAUGUCCAAGUGAUUUAACACUCCCAAACAAUAAUUUUAAAUAAUUAUAUUACAUGCUUAUUGCAUUUAAUUUUUGUAUCUGCUUUUUUAUGUAGUACAAUAAAUUUAUUUAUAAUAUCAA